This is a messenger RNA of Tilletiopsis washingtonensis, 2886 nucleotides long. RefSeq lists its product as hypothetical. The transcript has 16 exons. The coding region runs from base 1 to 2886 and encodes 961 amino acids. Gene Ontology annotation, molecular function: glycerophospholipase activity; metal ion binding. NCBI's taxonomy places the organism in Eukaryota, Fungi, Basidiomycota, Exobasidiomycetes, Entylomatales. Gene Ontology annotation, cellular component: cytoplasm. The record is from RefSeq and is a predicted model, not a curated record.
AUGGCCGCCGAGCAGCCGACGCCGCAGCGCGCGCGCUUCCUGCGCGCCGCCUCGACGCCGAGCCUGCACGCCGCCGUGCCGCCGCUGCAGCACCGCUGGCUGCACGCCGCCGACGCCAAGGCGAGCAGCUGGGCGGCGUUUGGUGCGCGCGACGACCGCGUGCUGCAGCGCGGCUGGGAGAGGAGCGCAGAGGAGCGCAAGGCGUGGGCCGAGAGCAAGGACAAAGACGCCGCGCAGCCGGCGCCCGACCCCGACCGCGCCCUCGAGAGCUGGCGCGUGCCCGUCGCCGAGGACCGCCUGUACGAGGUCGACCUGCGCAAGCUGCAGCUCUCACCCGUCUUCUGGAAGAGCGCGCCGACGCCUGUGCGUCGCGGCACCUGGUUCCUCGACGCCAGCAAGCUCUCGCCGCUGAGCGAUGCCGUCGCGCUUGAGCUCGAGGAGCUGUAUGGGUCCAUCCGGCCAUGGCUGCCGUCGUACGCCGACGAGCUGCGCGCGUCCGUGUCGCAGGGCGCCGACGCCGAGGCGAAGCUGCAGUGCCACCUCGCCAGCAUGCCCGGCGCCUACGUCAUCUUCCUCGGCCCGCACUUGGCGCGCCUGUACCGCGAGGAUGUGGGCACGCGCAUGGGCAAGAUGCUCUGGACGGCAUGGGCGGGCGAGCACUCGGGAGGCACGCUCCUGGCACGCGGCUUCGACAACGCACGCCGUCUGCUCGGCACGCGCGGCAAGGAGCCAAGCGCUGCAGCGCCGGCACCCGCCAAGAAGCCGCAGAGCGCCGCGGCCAAGGCCAAUGCCGCCGAGGCGGCGCGCGAGCUCAAGGAGCAGUCGACGGAGACGGAGCAGGAGGCCAUUGCGCAGCGCAACCUCACACCCAAGGAGCGCAUCCGGCGGAGCUUGGAGAAGGGGCGGCCAAAGCUCGAGGAGACUAGUGCAGAGAAGACAGAGACAGGCACCGCGGAGAAAACAGAACAGCAGGCUGCUGAUGCGGUCGAUACCAAGGAGGAGCCAAAGCCGCAAGACGAAGCCGCAUCAGAAGGUGGCGCGGCGGCUACAGCAGAGCCGGCGGCCUCUGAAGCGAGCGAUGCUGCACCGCCGGCCGAGACGAAGAAGGAGCGCAGUGCCUCGACGUCCUCCGCGUCCACGAGCAGCGGGCUCUUUGGCAACCUCGGCACGCGGCUGACGGCGCUCACGUCGUCGGCGGCCAGUCUCUCUGCCUUCACCAAGGGCGAUGAUGCGGCCAGCCUCAAGGCAGCAGUGGAUGACGCGCGCAUGCAGGCCAGCGGCCUCAAGGCCGUCGGCGGCGAGCGCAAGGAGGCCGAGGAGGAGCGCAGCAAGGAGAGCGCCGGCCUUGCGGCCAACGAGGACGAGGAGUACGAGCCGGAGAAGGAGGUGGAGGAGGAAGAUGACGGGCCGGAGCAUCUCGCGCAGGUCUGGCACGGCAUCGGGCAGAAGCUAGCCGAAGAGUGGAAGUCGAUGGACUUUGCCCUUGCAGUCUCCAACAUGCGCUCCCUCAUGGCCAAGCGCGCCUCAGCCGCUCCACCCUCGGACGUCGGCGGCGGCGGCAUGGCUUCUCUGCUGGCCGGCAAGCGCGUGCAGUUCCUGCCUGUCAUGUGGCGCGCCACGCUCGAGGACUUUGAGCCGCCGCGCGCAGAGGAGGAUGCCGACGGCGAGCACUUUGACAACGUGUUCCAGCUCGACCAGAUCUUUGGCGCGGGCGAGAAGGACAGCAUCCCGCUUGUCAAGCAGCUUAUUUCUGGCGUCUUCCUCGACAUCCCCUUCUACCUCUCGCAGCAUCGAGCGGAAAUCUUGAACCGCGUGCGCGCUCAGACGAACUUUGUCUGGCGCUUGUUCAUGCAGCGCAAUCCCGAGUUCCUCGAGAAGGGCGGCAAGACACAUCUGAUCGCGCACAGUCUCGGCGCGGCCAUCGCCACGGAUGUACUCUCGGCGCAACCCACGCACGCCGCGGCCAAGCCGAGCUCGUACGAGUCGCAGCUGGCGUUUGACGUGUGCAGUCUCUACCUGCUCGGCUCGCCCGUCUCUCUUUUCAUGUGGCUCAACCGCGCGCAGCUCAUUGCGCGACGUGGGCGGGAGGGCACGCAGGGCGACGCCAAGGACGAGUCAGUCGUGCGCGCAGGACGCUACGGCUGCUUGGCCGUCGAUCGCAUCUUCAACAUCUUCUCCGCCACGGAUCCGGUCGGCACGCGCUUGAACCCAUGUGUCGACGCAAAGCUUGCACAGGUCAUUCGGCCGGUUGUCAUCUCGCGUGCUGUGGCGUCGAUACUGCGCGGGCAGCCCGGCGCACUGGCGUCCGGCACGUCCAGCGGCGGCAUCUUUGCGUCCUGGGGCCGCUCCUCGCACGCACCUGCCGCGGCGACUCAAGACGAGAAGGACGCGCCGGACGGCGGCGGUCUCGAGACGCUCGGCAGCGCCGAGCCCAGCACGUCAACCGGCUCGGCGAACCCGAAGUGGCUGCAGCGACUGACGCCGCGCAAGGCCAAGCCAGCGUACGCCGAGCGCCGUGGCGCUCGCUCCGCCUCCACAGUCGGCUCGUCAAGCGCCGAGGCGUCGCCGCGCGGCUCCAUGGACGAGCCCAGGCCGCCGCAGUCCGCCACCGACCCGCCGACGCCCACGAGCGCUGGCGCACCCACGCUCACCGAGGAGGAGCGGGACCGCGCCGAGCGACGCAUCCGCGCUCUCUCACCGCUCGGCUCCGUCGACUAUGUCAUCCCGCUGCAGCCUACGCUCCUGUCACAUCAAUACCUCGAAAUGCUCUACAGCCACGCAGGAUACUGGACAGACGCCGGCUUUGCCGACUUCUUCCUCGCCACACUCUUCAGCUCGCGCGAGGCGCUGACGCAGGCACGCCAGCGACUAGAGCGCUCGGAGUGA